This is a messenger RNA of Bactrocera oleae (olive fruit fly), 2178 nucleotides long. RefSeq names its product Mos oncogene (gene Mos). Gene Ontology annotation, molecular function: protein kinase activity; ATP binding. NCBI's taxonomy places the organism in Eukaryota, Metazoa, Arthropoda, Insecta, Diptera, Tephritidae. The record is from RefSeq and is a predicted model, not a curated record. Gene Ontology annotation, biological process: protein phosphorylation; signal transduction; positive regulation of MAPK cascade. Gene Ontology annotation, cellular component: cytoplasm.
AUUAAUUUCCGUUUUAAAAACUGUAUUUGGUAAUGAACUUUUUAAAAUAAACAUAACCUAAUUUUUCAUAAAAAAAAAUUUAUAAUUUAAUAAUUAUCGUAAUACAGGUAUUAAGCGUCUUUAUAACUAUAAGGAGCGUGUAUACACAUACAAAUUAGGGGACUGAAAGGUUCAAAUCAAUUACAGGUGUUAAGCGUCUUCGCUGGCACACUAUUCGCAAAAAUGUGAAUAUAGUGGCAACACAAUAUAUUUAAUUGUAAACUAAUAUUUUUAAGUAGAAUUAAAUAUUAUGAUUGUUCGCUACGAUUUUUAUUUAUUUUAUAUUUUAAUUUUAUGCAUUUGUCAUAUAUUUUUAAUAAUAUUUAAUUACAUUAAUGUCUAUAUGCUAUAUGUAUUUGUUCCACUAAAUGCACUGGGGACACUUUAACUUGUUUACAACGGAAUCGAGACAUUGACAAGUAAACAAAGUUUUUCUAUGACUAUUGUCAAAUGAAUAAAAAUAUAAACAAAUUUACAUAGCGCACAAACAACCAAACAGUAACAAACAAUAUUCCGUUAACACGGCGAAUAAGCAAUCAUAAAAUAAGAAGGAAAAAAAAACAAAGAUCCUUUGCAGUGGCGACAGAAUAUAAUUUUAGGAUGGCUUUGCUACAACUUCCACCAAAUAGUGAACACGCCAUUGUCCUGAAUACGCCAAAUCGCAACGAGAUACUCAAGGACGGACUGCCAACACACACAAAAUAUAAAAUCCUGGGCCGUGGCGCCUUUGGCACCGUCUUCAAAGCGAUUUAUCGAGGUCAACCGGUGGCAGUGAAGAUCGUCCGAAACGUGAGCAAAGCGAAUGCCCAGUCGAUGCGUAAUGAAAUGCACAUUUUGAGCUGGAAGCACCGCAAUAUUAUACGAAUUUUAAAAGUUGAAACUACGCCGAAUUUCGGCAUUGUCAUCAUGGAAAGGUUGGUCGGUCACAGUUUGCAAGAUGUACUUGAGGCCACAAUGCUGCCAUUAGAACAUAGAAUUUACAUAACACUGGACAUUCUGUCCGCCCUAUCUUUUUGCCACAAGCGGAAUCUACUACAUCUUGAUAUAAAACCACAGAACGUGUUGAUAUCUUUCGUUGGUGUACAACAAAAUUUACGUGAUGAAACACUAUCAAUUGCUUUCAGCCGUCGCCAAUAUGUUUGUAAACUUUGCGAUUUUGGUGCUUCCUUGAAGAUUGAUUCUCCAAUGGCGUCACCGAAGGGCAAUGCACGCGGCACCAUGCGUUACAUGUCACCCGAAGCAUUACGUGAGGAAACGCUCACACCAGCAACCGACAUCUAUUCGCUGGGCAUUACAAUGUGGCAAAUGCGACAGCGUCGUUUACCUUACGAAAGCAUUGCCUGCAAUGAAGUGGUCGCCUAUCAGGUGGUCAAAAAUAAGCUGCGUCCCGAUAGCGCAACUCCAACCAAUCCAACAAAUUGCACGAGUGUGGUGCAUGCGAACAUGCAUGCGAACAUGCAUCGGCAUCAUAAAUGUUAUUGUGCCAAUCUAACAGCGGAGGAGAUCACUUAUCACUCAUUAGUGCAUCUGACCAAUGUGCUCAAUCGCACCAAACAACCCGAAGAACAGUUGCGCUUCUCUGACUGUAGUGCGGAAGAGAUGCAUCAGCCGGCCGAUCGUCGGCCAUUCGCCUCAUUGAAUGCGAAAAUUAAUGUUAUGCGUAAUUUAAGUACCGAAUUGAAUUACAGUAAGUCCCCGAAUGCCCAGAAGUCGCCAACAAUUAAAAGACCAAUAAUAGUACAACGACAGCAACAACAACGCACGAAGGGCGAUGUUGCGGAUCUGUUAGUGCUGUUUGAGGAUACAUUGCGUCUGAAUGAUCGCAACAAGGAACAAAGUUAUCAAACGAUUUAUAAAGAUUGCUGGUGUGACGAGCCGAUGUUGCGUCCGAACGCUUUGCUAUUGCGCAAACGCUUGGUAGAAUUACUGUAGUACUAGUUUAUUAUUUUAUGUAUUAUAUAUGCGUAUGAGAUAUGCGUAGCUGGUACUUUUAUAACAAAUGUUAUUUAUUAUAGCUUAUAGUUUAAUAUGAUAUUAUGCACUAGUUUUAUUUUCAAUUUGUAAGUUUUUAAAAAGCUCACGAAUUAAAUAUGCGUACUUAAAUAAAUAAUUUCGAUGAAUCUUUCUUCGACAGAAAAA